GGAGUUUGCGCAAUAUGUUUUGCACGGCCCUGGCUGCUCGGUAGUGUCUGUUUGGUUGUUGUUGUUGUUGUUGUCACGUUAAGGGGGCAAAAGAAAGAAUUGACGAAGUUAACGUAAACCCGGGCCUGUCGCAUGAGGUUACUGGGUGAGCCCCUCCCUGCCAUGAGCGCUGACCACCAAGUCGCCAGCCCCCCCUCCUUCUGCAGUUGAUGGAUCUGCAGCUGGUCCAGAGAUGACAGACAGCGUCAGGGCCUUCUUCCGCAAUGUUGCGACGGGGAUCAAGGACUCCAUAUUGGGGAUUGGAACAAUCUCCAAGCUGGAUGCCCGCAUCCAGCAGAAGAGGGAAGAGCAGCGGAGGCGAAGGGCCAGCGGGGCCCUGGCACAGAGACGGGCACAGAGUGAGGAGCGCAAACCAGACAAUGACCCCAAAGUCGCCAGCAGGAUCUUUCAAUGCUGUGCCUGGAAUGGAGGAGUGUUCUGGCUCAGUCUGUUUCUCUUCUACCGGGUGUUUAUCCCACUCCUGCAGACUCUCACUGCAAAAAUCAUAGGUGACCCCUCCCUCCAUGGCAGCGUGUGGUCCUGGUUAGAGUUCUUCCUGACCUCCGUCUUCAGUGCUCUCUGGGUUCUCCCUCUGUUCGUCCUCAGCAAGAUAGUCAACGCCAUCUGGUUCCAGGAUAUAGCCGACUUAGCAUUUGAAGUGUCUGGAUGUAAAGCGCAGCCGUUCCCCAGUGUCAGUAAGAUCAUCGCAGACAUGCUCUUCAACCUUCUUCUCCAGGCACUCUUCCUCAUUCAGGGCAUGAUUGUUAGCCUCUUCCCCAUCGAUGCCAUCGGACAGAUGGUUAGCCUCCUCCACAUGUCGCUGCUCUACUCCCUGUACUGCUUUGAGUAUCGCUGGUUCAACCACGGCAUUGAGAUGCACCAACGGCUGUCCAACAUCGAGAGGAACUGGCCCUAUUACUUCGGCUUUGGUCUGCCCAUGGCUCUGCUGACCGCCAUGCCCUCCUCAUACAUCAUCAGUGGCUGCUUGUUCUCCAUCCUCUUCCCUCUAUUCAUCAUCAGCGCUAAUGAGGCCAAGACGCCAUCAAAGCUGUACCACUUCCAGCUGCGUCUCUUCUCCCUGGUCGUUCUGAUCAGCAACAAGUUUUUCCACAAGACGGUGCACCUGCAGUCCUCCCUGACGUCGUCCACCUCCUCGGAGAGGCUGUCGUCACCCCACACCUCCCCGACCCGCCAGAGACCUCUCCCCACCCAGUGAUGGAGCCGCUUGAAGGAGAUAGGAAAAGCCCUUUGUGUGGAAAAAAUGAUUCUUCCAGGCGGAUUUCCUUAAUUGAAGAUGUGACAUGUGGUGUAGGACAAAGGGUUUACAUCCAUCUAAUCUCUCUCCCUUUGGUUAUUCGUUUGCAGAGCCCACCAGACACAUUUUCAGUGUAACACAAAACAAUCGACUGCCCCGUGCCUCACUCUUAAAACACAUUAUAUACUCAGCUCUUGACUUGUUUUCUCUUCUCAUUUUUCUGUCAUUGUUUUCUUUUUUUGUAUAAUGUGCCAUUUUAGUGACUCUCCUUUUAGUAAAUUACAGCACAAGAAAUCAUUUAUUUUGAAUAUGUUUAAGCGAACGUGUGACGAAAGGAUUUUUUUAAACUGAAGGGGCUUGUUUGUAUUCAGAAGCAAAGCACAGUCUUGUUGUACCCACAGUACAUGGGUGCGUCUCGUUGCAAGUCACAUUCCUUCCUCGCAGAUUGAAUGUUUUGUUGCACAUGGAUGUGUUUUUAUGUCAAAUCAUGGUGUCCUAUCAGUUCUAGAAAUAACCUUGUAUAGUUAAAGAAAAAGGGAGGCUUUUUUAAUCCUGUAAGAGCUUUGUUUUUAGUAGAAUAUACAAACCAGCUCAGGAGCUGCUAAAAAAAAAAUAAUCAAGGAUUGGUGUCCUUAGUAAUGGAAACCAAGUCACAAAGUCACUCUUGUCGUGUGUUGAAUGAAGUUUAGCUUUUUGUCUCAUCCCAAAUUGAAUCUCACUCCACCGUCCGAUGAGAUGCGCAUGGUGACG
Messenger RNA from Cyclopterus lumpus (lumpfish), 2044 nucleotides. RefSeq names its product EI24 autophagy associated transmembrane protein (gene ei24). Gene Ontology annotation, cellular component: endoplasmic reticulum. The coding region runs from base 233 to 1255 and encodes 340 amino acids. The transcript is spliced from 11 exons. The record is from RefSeq and is a predicted model, not a curated record. NCBI's taxonomy places the organism in Eukaryota, Metazoa, Chordata, Actinopteri, Perciformes, Cyclopteridae. Gene Ontology annotation, biological process: macroautophagy.